Messenger RNA from Penaeus indicus, 759 nucleotides. RefSeq names its product coiled-coil domain-containing protein 1-like. The transcript has 5 exons. The record is from RefSeq and is a predicted model, not a curated record. NCBI's taxonomy places the organism in Eukaryota, Metazoa, Arthropoda, Malacostraca, Decapoda, Penaeidae. The coding region runs from base 1 to 759 and encodes 252 amino acids.
AUGUAUGUAGUUGAUGUUGACGUUGUAGAUGAUGUAGAUGUAGUUGAUGUUGAUGUAGUUGAUGUUGACGUUGUAGAUGAUGUAGUUGAUGUUGACGUUGUAGAUGAUGUAGUUGAUGUAGAUGUAGUUGAUGUAGAUGUUGUAGAUGUAGUUGAUGUUGAUGUAGUUGAUGUUGACGUUGUAGAUGAUGUAGUUGAUGUAGAUGUUGAGGAUGUUGUAGUUGAUGUAGAUGUUGAGGAUGUAGUUGAUGUUGAUGUAGUUGAUGUCGAUGUCGAGGUUGUAGUCGAUGUAGAUGUUGUAGAUGUAGUUGAUGUAGAUGUUGAGGAUAUGUUGAGAUAUGUAGUUGAUGUAGAUGUUGAAGUCGAUGUAGAUGUUGAAGAUGUAGUUGAUGUAGAUGUAGAAGUCGAUGUAGAUGUUGAAGAUGUAGUUGAUGUAGAUGUUGUAGAUGUAGUUGAUGUAGAUGUAGUCGAUGUUGAUGUAGAUGUAGUUGAUGUUGACGUUGUAGAUGAUGUGCUUGAUGUAGAUGUUGAUGUCGUCGAUGUAGAUAUAGUUGAUGUAGACGAUGUGGAGGAAGUAGUUGACGUAGAUGUUGUAGAUGAUGUAGAUGUUGGGGAUGUAGUUGAUGUAGAUGUUGUAGAUGAUGUAGAUGUUGUAGUUGAUGUAGACGUGGAUGUAGUUGACGUAGAUGUGGCUAGUGUUGAUAAAUUUGAUGUAGAGGAUAUAGUUGUAGACGAAGUGUUCUCGGUGUUGAUGUUUUAG